CUUUCUCUCUACCUCUUCCCUGGGAAAUGUGUGGAGGCUCCCUUUGGACAUCUCAGGGUGCUGUGAUACCUGCUUGCUGCUACAUUAGAAAAAGUGCCUAAAGUCCCUGUGGGUGACACCCAAACCCAGCUGUUGGCCCAGACAGGCCAGUGUAAAUGCAAGCAACUGCAAGUGUCCAAAAUUUACAAGAAAGCAUAGAAAAGAAUAUGUUGUUUGUUUCAUUUUUGUACCUUGCUUUCUUGAUUUGCACCUCAAACUUGAAUUUGGGGGGCUUUUUUCAACAACACUCAGGGUACCGGUUUAUUUUUCUUUUUGUCCAAAAACUGAAUCGUACUGGGUUAUUCAAGUGGGAGAAACUUCAUGUUCAGCUACUGGCUGCCAGCAGCACUAACCAACCUCCUUUGUAUUCCCUCAGUUAAAAGCUGGCUGACCUGGCACUUUGGCUCAGGCAUGACCUACUUAAUGGAGGAUUCACAGAAGAAUUGCUAGUUCCAGAUGACAUGAACAUAAAUAGCAUUUGCAGGAGUAAUGGUGGUAUGUCCAUGACAACACACUUGAAGGGUUUUUUUGAAGCACACCAAGUACUUUGGUUUAAAUCAGGCAGUGUUUGGAUUGCCUGUUGUUCAGAUCCGUCCUUGCACGCUGACUCCUCUGACACGUAGUCACAAUCGGCACUCUAAACCAGUCACUCAGUCCAAAAUCCUCUUGAUCUGCCAGGUGCCUUUGACUCUACUGGUUAUUCCCUCAUCAAACUCUUCAUUGUUUUUGACUCCUCUGGCUUUCCUUUCACAGAUAUUUUUGCUUUACUCACUAACACUUUGCCAGUACUUCCUUCAGAAGACCCUCACAAACUUCCAUCUUCCUUUUGAAGUGCUCUGUUGCUCUGCACUUGGUCCCAGUUCCCUUCCUAAUAUGAUUCCUGCCUGGUAAUCACAGGCCUUCCCAUUCUCCCAAGCCAUUUCAGAGACGUAUUUGUUUCCUAGAUUGUUUUAACCAUACUCCCUCUAGCCCAUCCUGCUUUCGCUGUUUCUGCUGCUUUGGGAUCUGCGCACCAAAGCUAAAGUGACAAGUGGUGACUUCAGGAAUAGUCUGUUCUUCUUGACAUUGUUUAGUCAGCCAAGUUUUGUGAAUCAGAUAUGGGUUCUUUGUGCUUUCAAAUGCAAAGAAAAGCAGAAAUAUUCAUGCCUCUCUCAGCUGCAUUGUGCUUUAAGAGUUAUGGAAUUGAGUCUUUACUGGAUACUCAAGCACAAUUCAUUACCUGGAGAGUAUUGACGAUAUGAAAGAUCACUAGAUAAAGUGUGCCAUAAUCCCUAAUCCUGCAGCUGGGGGAAGAGGUGUCAGCCAAAUAGUGACAGAAGCCCAUGCUUGGUACGGUAUAGCACAGCUGGCAGGGCUGGGUGGUACAGAUGAGGUUUGGAGCUGCUGUAGCUCCUCUCACAUGGUCCUGCUCUGUGUGGGCCUUCUAUAAAUAGAGACUAAUUCAGAGUAUACCUGCUGGUUUUGCAGACAGGCCACCCUCUCCAGCAGUUUCCCCCUCCAUCCAAGUGGCAUAGACAAGCUCUGCUUAAAUAUAAGUAGAGUUUAAGUAGUCAGCUUUUGAUGAAAAAGGAUUUGUUCUGCACUAAAAAACACUUUGGGGAAUACACUUAACCUGUAAACACCAUGUGCAUAUAGCCACAAAGAUAGUGAGUUCCUGAAGUUUCCAUUUGUGGUGCAUUAGGGUGAUAGUGUGGUGCAUUAGAGUCUGGCUGUUCAGAAAAUUAAGCCAGUGCUCUUUGUGUUCUCACCAUUACUAGGGAGGGGUUCAGCAGAAAAGAGGUCUCCUUUGGAAUAUCUGUAUAGUCUCUACCCAGCCCAAAGUUGUGGUUUAUACAGGCCAAAAGCAAAAAACAAUGAAUUAUCUUCCCUCUCCUCUCAGAGCAUUUUCAACAUGUUCUCAGAGAGAGAUCAGAACAGCCGCUGGGGAAAUAACUGUUGUUGUCACUUGCAAUGUGGCUCUUGUCCAGGGAGCAGGCAGAGCACUGUGAGCUCAAAGCUGUGGUAACUUUAGUAAGUGUGACAUGCACUAGGCAGAAUGUGAGAUCCUUUUGCUAUAAUACACACAUAUUUUUUACCCGUACUACCAGAGGGAGAGAUGGUAAGGCCAUGUACUUCAGCAACCAUGAGCCAGCACAUUGGGAAACUCUAUAGAUCUGCAGUCUCUUCAUUCAUCUUCUUCUUGGUGGUGGAUAUAGGAGUUACUGGUGGAGGUACAGACAAGGAGAAUGCAGCAGCUGUGAUUCAUGUAACAGCACAGCCUUUGUUGUUGACACCUGAGCCUUGGGACCUUUUGGUGACUCAAACACCAGCCAAGGAGAAAGCCAAAGAGGGUGAAACUGUGGUCUUGAACUGUCAUCUUAACAGUCCACAGCAUCCCUCCUUGACCGACCUGAUGGUGAAAUGGUACAAAGAAGAUGAAAAGGGGCAGAUGGACCUGCUAGAAAAGAAUGUGACCAUCCUGCCAAAUAACUCCAGGAUCUUCAUGAGUGGAGACUUGUCCCAAGGGGAUGUUUCCCUGAUUAUCCUCAAUGUGACAACUAGUGACCAUGGUAUUUAUUUCUGUGAGGUCACACUUCCAGACGGGAAGGUGGUGACAGGAGAUGGCACAAAGCUCAGGAUCAGGAAGGCUCUGGGCUUGUUUGGUAUAGAAGAAUCCAUUGGAACAAUCAUUGGUGUUGUGGCAGCUGGUAUUGGAGGUAUAGUGGUUCUGAUCGUUGUUUUAACCCCACAGCUGAAGAAGUGCAUCCUCUGCAUGAGACAGGAGUCUCACCAAAGCAUAGCUUGAGGUACAGCAUUACAGGAAUCGCUGGGACAUGCAAAACCUGCAGGUGGAACAACUUCUGAUGCCACAUAAGCCAAAAAAUGGAGUUCUAGACGGAAUAAAAGCCUUUGCCUCUACAUGUUGACUUUGGCAUUUUUCUUUUUGUUAGCAAGCUUCUUUUUCCUGCAGCUUUGUCAGCCACAGUGGCAUAUUUACCAUCCUCCUGCAGUGAGAAGCAAAGCAGCUUUUUGUGAAGAAAUUCGUAUUAUCACCUGCAAAAACUCCACUUAGUUUGGCCAUGUAUCUCUGAAUUUAGACUCUGAUGAGGCACCCUGGGUCUCUAUGUGCCAUUAGUUCAUAUGUUAAAGGUGCAGUUCAAAGUUUGUCAGCUGAGUUUCAGCAGACAGAAGGAGUCCAGACUACCCAGGUGCUCCAGGUGCCCAUGUAGUGCUAGCACCUACCCGAGGAAACCAAAAGCAUUGCUUCUGGGAAUGCAGAAGUGGCUCCCACCUGUCUGUGCCUCCUACCAAAGAAGCUCUUGUCCUGGUGGCUUGUCCAGCCUAAACGCUUGUGACAAAGAUGCAAAGAGGGCCCACUGGUACAUAGCGACUCUGGGGUGAAAGAAUGGGAUUUUGCUUUCUCCUGCCAGAAGGAAAUGUAGCAUUUGAAUAUAAGCCUCUAAUACUCAAAAAAAAAAAAAAAAAGGAGAGAUGAAGAAUUUGCUUGACAUGACUGAUAUUCUCCACAGCUGUUUCCUGAUGUGACAAUAAUUGAUUCCUAGGCAGUCAGUGACUGUGGGACAUGCCACAUAAGAGACUGUGGUAAUCAGAUAUCCUCUGAACAGAAAGAGACAAUUCUCUCCCAGGAUUUUCCUGAGAAGCUGAGAGAAAGCUCAGAGGAAACAAUUCUUGUCUUCACUUGCUGAACCUGUUGUUGUGCACAUGUGGAAUGUGUUAUGGAGUUUGUUUACCAAAGAGUGAUUUCCUCAUUGGACUCUGGUGAUGGUGUUUUGAUUCAUUGACCAAUUGGAUCCACGCGUGUAUCGGACUGUCUGGCAAGGGUGAUGGCUUUUUCUUACAGUAUAGUAUAGUGUAGCUCAAUAAAGCAUUUGUUCAGCCUUCUGCAA
Messenger RNA from Haemorhous mexicanus (house finch), 3926 nucleotides. RefSeq lists its product as uncharacterized. Bases 2135 to 2824 code for a protein of 229 amino acids. The record is from RefSeq and is a predicted model, not a curated record. The transcript has 4 exons. Gene Ontology annotation, cellular component: membrane. Lineage: Eukaryota; Metazoa; Chordata; Aves; Passeriformes; Fringillidae.